CCGAGGAACAGCGCGCCCCCGAGAAAAGCACGGAGUCGUUUUAGUUACUGAAUGCUUUACCCAAAUGGAACACAAAUCUGCGUUAUUAUGAUAUACCUUUGCCCAUGACCAACCACCGCAUUCAGAACAUUGAAUCUUAAGCCUGCAAAGUAUUGGGAAUAUAAACCUUUUUCUCGUUUUGUAGGAAGCGUACUAGAGGGGUUCCGGUGACGGAUUGUUUUUUCUGUCAGGAAAUUGGUUGCAUUAAAGAUUCAUUUUACUUUAUGUCGGUGAGCAUCAGUACCUGAACUUAUGGAAUAUCUUUCCCUCAUGUCUUCUGAACAGUUGGGGCAUGUUUAUCACUUCUAUUGCACAAAGAAAAUACAAUUUUUUCCACUUUUGUUGAGUUCUACAACUGCAUAUCGGGCACCGCGGAGAUGGUAAAAGUUCAGUUAUGCGCACGAUAUAUUUUCUCGACAAAACCAUCCGAUCAUAACUUGUUAUCGAUGCAAGUUUAUUAAUUGUGUGUGGUGAACUAUGUGUUGCAUCCGUCUCCUAGAAUUUUACACCAUUAUUCCGACAAGAAUAGCCUGCUUUCGUAUAGUUAAAUCUUCAUCUCCCAUCUCCACCAUGUUGUGUGUUGAAUUACAUUUUUUUCACCUGAUUUCUUUGUUAUAAAAAGUCUGGCGCUUGUUUGCAGUUUAUGGAUUAAUACUAAUUAUUCUGUAUAGAGAUGGAACAAUACAGUUAGGAGAGAAUACGGGCAUAGAACAAAAAGGAAAAAUCUGCAAAUUUAGCAGGAAAAGAGGCCAUAAAAAUCACGGAAAUCGCUUCGUCCUUUUCCUUUGGUGUACUGUUACACUGUUACAAAUGGAUUUCAUAAAGGCAACACGGUUAUUGUUACACCUUUUGUGUUAAUUCACCCUUUCCAUGCUGACAAAAUGUCACUGGGAAAUAUUGAUUAUUGAAUAGAGAGAAUUAUCAUGGCCUACGUUUGUUUUUUCUAUUCCAGGCUGUAAGUUGGGCGUCUUGUUCCACAAUGAAAUGCCAUCAGACGUUUUUCUUUUUUGAUAAAGUUUGGAAAUAUGGGCAAGUUGUCGAACGUUUUUGUGGUGACGGAAGGUUGACACUUUUCUUUUUGGUAACUUUCUGAGCGCAGUCUAAUGUAUCGGAUUUUGGACUAUAUUUCUGUUAAAUUAAUUUUGCAUCAGAGAAAUCCAAAUGUCUACGCAUGUACAGUGACGAUCUCGAUGUGAGGACAUUGUGUUUUCUAGGCCUACUGCUCAUUAGAAUUUAUAUUUAUUGGCUAGUGCGUAACAAACUUUCGUGGACCAGCGCGCGCACCAGUGCCCCCGCACCUGGGGGCAACCCCACCAUGGCGCCCUCAUCCCUCAGUAUCUCCGUGUGGUUGUGUGAGUGAAUCAACAACAACAAAGACUGGGGAUCAAAGCUGAGGAUGAUGCUCUGGAGAUAACGGUUCGAAUUGACGCUGCAGCAUCUCUCCUGAGCGACCCAGUGAGAAGUUGAACCAGGACCCCCGCUAGUGGGAACGGCUCUCAUCCUCCAGAAGGAGGUUAAUCACCAGGGCAACGGCACAGGCUGUUGAUGGGUGCCACUGCAGAGUGAGGAGUCUGAAGAUCUGCAGUUCUCUGAAGGCUGUUGGCUCAGACAUCGCCAAAAUGAAUGAGCGCCAGGCUCUCCACUCCAUAAUGAAGGACCUGGUGGCCCUCCAGAUGACGAGGCGCCAGCCUGUGCCCUCUUAUGACACGGGAAAACCCAAGACUCUGCCCAACCCUGCCCCUGCUCCUGCUAAGAGACAGGACGAUGUCAGAAUAAAGUUUGAGUUCAGUGGAGAGAGGAGGAUACUGAUGUUUGGGAGGCCUGUGCAGUUUGAAGAAAUCCAGCAGAAGGUCAAGACAGUCUUUGGCCAACAGCUAGACUUGCACUAUAUGAACAAUGAGCUGUCCAUCCCUCUGCGUGGUCAGGAUGACCUGGACAAGGCCAUUGACCUGCUGGACCGCAGCUCCAAGAUUAAGAGCAUCAAGAUCUUGCUGCUGACGCAGGAGCAGUGCAAUGCCUCCCCGUCCCACUCUCCCUCUCCCUCUCCCUCCUCCCACCACACGGUGAGUAAGCAGGUGAGGAUCAAAGCCCAGUCCACGGGGGAUGUCAGCACGGUGUACCAGCCCUCCGAGCCCAGGGGGCGCCACCUCUCCACCAGCUCUCAGAACACAGGCCGUAGCUCCCCCCCUCCUGGCUAUGUCCCUGAACGGCAGCAGAGGAUCGCCCGCCAGGGCUCCUACACCAGCAUCAACAGUGAGGGAGAGUUCAUCCCAGAGAGCGACCAGUGUGUGCUGGACCCCUGGAGCAGUGCAGAGAACUCUGUCUCAGGAAGCUGCCAGUCGCUGGACAGUAGCUCAGACAGCCCCUCCCUGAGGAAGUCACGCAUGCACCGAGCUAAGAGCUACCCUGAUAACCGGCAGCAGGAGAACGUCUCAGACCGGGAGAACCAUGUGUAUGAUAAGGUGGUAGGGAAGGGAGGGACAUACCCCCGCAGGUACCAUGUCUCCCUGCAUCACAAGGACCAUAGUGAAGGUCGGAGGACGUUCCCACGGAUCCGUCGCCCCCAGGGUAACCUGUUCACCCUGGUGCCCUCACGGCGCUCCCUCAAUGGCAGCGAGGAGAGUCUGGGCAGCUGGCAGCUAGUGGACAAGCAGGGCAGGCUCCGCCCACAGGAGCGUCCCGUCGCCCACAAGUCCCCCAGUGCUCCAGUGACAUGGAGGCGGGGCAAGCUGCUGGGUCAGGGGGCGUUUGGGAGGGUUUACCUGUGUUACGAUGUGGACACGGGACGGGAGCUGGCCGCCAAGCAGGUGGUGUUUGACCCGGACAGUCCUGACACCAGUAAGGAGGUGAGUGCUCUGGAGUGUGAGAUCCAGUUGUUAAAGAACCUCCACCACGAACGCAUCGUCCAGUACUACGGCUGUCUGAGGGACCACAACGAGAAGACCCUCACCAUCUUCAUGGAGUACAUGCCAGGGGGUUCAGUCAAAGACCAGUUGAAGGCCUACGGGGCGCUGACGGAAAACGUGACCCGGAAGUACACACGGCAGAUCCUGGAGGGCAUGUCCUAUCUGCACAGCAACAUGAUCGUUCACCGUGACAUCAAAGGUGCCAACAUCCUGCGGGAUUCGGCGGGAAACGUGAAGCUGGGAGAUUUUGGCGCCAGCAAGAGGCUGCAGACCAUCUGCAUGUCUGGCACGGGCAUCCGCUCUGUCACUGGCACCCCCUACUGGAUGAGCCCCGAGGUGAUCAGCGGGGAGGGCUACGGCAGGAAGGCUGACGUCUGGAGCCUGGGCUGCACAGUGGUGGAGAUGCUGACAGAGAAGCCUCCCUGGGCUGAAUACGAGGCCAUGGCGGCCAUCUUUAAGAUCGCCACCCAGCCCACCAAACCCCUGCUGCCCUCACACUCCUCGGACCACACCCGUGACUUCAUCCACUGCAUCUUUGUGGAGGCCAAGCACCGGCCCAGUGCUGAGGAGCUGCUCAGACACCCCUUCUCCCAGAUCCUCUGCUGAGGGGAAGUACUAGUACACUCUCUCUGUCUCGACCGCUCCUCAGGACUCAUGGUCUACAGCAGACAUCUAGACUCUAGACUUGGAAUUUGGAACAUGGCCCUGUCCAUCCUACAGCUCUCUCCCCAAACCAGACUCACCUCUAGUCAGACUCGUACCUUAACCCACAACAACACAUGAUCCAUUAUUAUGGAUAAUAGCACAGUGCCAUUAUUCCAAGCUGUUAAUGACCUUUAUCAAAUUCACCUCUAACUUCCCCCACUAGAGGGAGCUAUAUGACUGAUCAGUCUUCAGCUGUCUGCUGUGGAGAACUGGUCCCACCAACUCCACAUGAACUGUAGCUAUUCAGCUAUCACCUUGGUGGUCUGUGAGAGGAUCAAACACGCGCGCACACACACACACACACACACACACACACACACACAGACACUCCAAACAAAUCUAAUCUAUUAUAUGUGGUUCAGGAUGGGAUUUGAUCAAGCAUGUCCACCGAAUGUGCCUUUUAAAAAUGCCAGAGUGUCCCCUCCUAAGUUUACAUUCUCUAGAUGGGCUGGGUGAGACCCCUGAGAUAAUGAACUGUUUCAUAUGGGACUUACAGUAAGCUUGAGCAGAGCAGUGUCUGGUCUACUUAGGCCAAGCCAGCAGACCCACAGUCACAGCACAGUGCUUCAACAUGCUGACUGAUGAAACCAACAGAUGCACCACUCAGUGUUAUUGAGAACGGAUGGAUUUAUUUUUCACUUUCUCCUCGGAUCCGUCUCUGAAAUUCUUUGUAUUUUUGAGAAAGUGCCUCUUUAUGGUUUUGAAGACUCACGGUCCCUGAUGGAAGCCCAUGCUGAUCUGUCCUGUCCUCACCAUACAACAGGGAACCAGAGCCAUCAGUGUUUUUGUUUUAUUAUGACCUUUACAGUAGACCAUUGUGAUGACUGUGCCUUAUACUCCAACCCUCCGCUACAGCCCCUCAGUAUGACAGCCCAGUGUUUUCUGAGUGUACCAAAAAUGACUGAUUUCAUUCAUGAAGGGGUUGGUUUCCAGUUUGGUUGGAGGAUAUGCUAACUACACAAUAUGACAAAUGAUAUUGUACUUUGUGAUUGAAAGAGAGAUUUUCUUUUAGUCCUAGACAAAUACAAUCCUAAUGCCUUGAUUUGAAAGUGAGUUGCCAUUAGGUUUACCGGCUUUCUAUGUGUUGACAGGUGUAUCUAGGAAAACGCUACGCCAAACAGUGGAACUCUGCCAUUUAGGAUUCAUUUGAGUCAGAUGCACUUUUAUGUAAAAUUAAUGUUGUUGGUUAUUGUUCGCCUUACGAAAGUAACUUUAAAAAAAAACGUUUAAUGUGACAUUUCUUUCACUUUUAUUUAUAUCCCUGUGUUCAUCCAUUUCUGUUUUUUUUCUAUAUUCAAAUAUAUAUAUGUAUAAAUAUAUUUUUUAUAUAUUGACUCUAGACAAUUUGAAAUCUAAUGAUGAUGCAUUUAGACCUAUGAGGUAAAUGAUGCCGUUCGAAAUGAUAAAUUGUGAAAGCAGCUGGUUUUGCAGAAAUUACAACAUUGGGGUUUAUUAGUGAAAAACUUUGGGUGGAAAACGACCUCUGGCAAUCUUACCUGGUCUCUGCUCCAAAACAAGAAACGUAUCCACAUUCACAUGCUUUAUUAUAUGGCAAAACUUUUCCAUUGGACCCUUUCAGUUGGACUGCCCUGUCAAACCUCUCACAGUUUCAAUACUUAUUUUAACAAGGCCACAGCCUAUGAGUUAAAGGCUACUAAAGUUUCUCCAUAUUUCUCCUUGCUUGCGUGAUGUGUGGGAAAUAGAGGGGAAGUAUAUGAAGUCUCCUUUUAAGAGUAUGCACUAGAAUGCUGUGUCUCACCAGAAUAACCUUCUCUUAGUGUCAUUCUUGCUGAGCAGAGAGACUGAAUGUGUGCGUUAGUUAGACUGAGCUGAGCAGGGACAGGGAUGGAUGAGUUCUGAUCAGGUGGAUGCCAGAGACCGGGGUUCCAAACAACAUGACGACUUUGUUUAGCUCAGGGUUCAAGAGACCGACCGGUGCCCAAUGUCUGGGGCCCUCCACACUGAGCGAAGGACUUUCUACAAUUACCUUAUUUUGGUUUUAUUUUCCAUUUAUUGUCCUGACCUUUUCAAUGUGACUGGCUCUAAAAUACUUUCUUAAGUGAAUCAAAUGGAUAUCAUGUGACUGCUAGAUGUUAAAGAAGGCAGCUAAGAAUCAGUUCAGUAUUAGAAAUGGUCCUGUUAUAUGCAAAGAGCCAAAACAAAUGUUUCUGUUAACAGAAAGAACCCUGGGGUAAGCAAAUGAAAUAGGAGUUCAAAUUUUAGAUAUAUACAUGUAUGUAAAUGUAUAAAUGAGUAUGUUUGUUUAAUGACAGGGGACUUGCAGUGCAAAGUCACUCCAGUGUAUCAAAUGUAUUUACGUAGAAAAAAGAACAGUAUGUUAAAUGACAUUGUUUUUAUAUAUCUUUGAGUGCCUACUUUCAAAAACAAAUAAAUAUUCUUUGUCUCUGGUCCAAUA
Coregonus clupeaformis (lake whitefish) is the source of this 6066-nucleotide messenger RNA. RefSeq names its product mitogen-activated protein kinase kinase kinase 3. The record is from RefSeq and is a predicted model, not a curated record. The coding region runs from base 1659 to 3551 and encodes 630 amino acids. Gene Ontology annotation, biological process: protein phosphorylation. The transcript has 17 exons. Lineage: Eukaryota; Metazoa; Chordata; Actinopteri; Salmoniformes; Salmonidae. Gene Ontology annotation, molecular function: ATP binding; protein kinase activity; protein binding.